Messenger RNA from Paramuricea clavata, 14816 nucleotides. NCBI's taxonomy places the organism in Eukaryota, Metazoa, Cnidaria, Anthozoa, Malacalcyonacea, Plexauridae. The record is from the annotation of a GenBank genome assembly.
AUUAUAUACCAAGCGUGCAAAUGCGCAUGAUUCUCGAGUUCUGAAGUGUAAAACUCUGAGAGCAAUGCCAAUGUAUUGUAUAAAAAUAGAUACAAAUUUUACUUUGCCAUACACAAGCUUGCCAUUUUGCAAACAUGUCUGCCAGUUGAUUGAAUUUUAAUUAUUUUCUAGGAUAUUCACCAUGUAUAUCUCAGUGUUCGUUACCUUGGUCGUGUGGUCUUCACUCAGUCACCUGUGGUUGAGCGCAUCAGCUGAAUUGGAGGUAAGUUAUUCCAGUACUUCUAGACGAAAGUCUUUCGCUCAAAACGUCGACGUUUUGCUUGUAUUUUUCAGGUAAUUGAAUCACUCUCAAUCCAUAGUUUUCUCAUGUUAUUCUAUACUGACUUAAGCCCAAGUCAGACAAAAUAUUGGUACUCACAGUCACAAAUUACUCUUUUCAAAGACUUAUGCAUCUUAUAAAACAUAAAUUAGCUAUAUGGUGCUUAUGAUAUAGCUGAAAUAUCACACACCAAUUAUGUUGCAGUUAAAUAUACGUAAUGCUGGAUAUACUUUUCUAGAAAGUCAGUCUUCGGGGUUAUGACCCAGGGAAAUGUAAUAAAACGAAUCAUGGCAAGUUAAUCAUGGUGAAAGAUCGUAGAAAGUCACGGCAAGCUGACACAAUUAUUGAAUAGUGUUUAUUGCAUUUUUUUUACCAAUGGCCUUGUUUCCAUGUUUGCUUGUUUUAGUAUGACAGGGGAACAUGAAGGUUAAAUCCCCAUGUUUCUUCGUGCAUGAAUAUGUUUCUCUUUGGUCUUGAUCUCAAUCAAAAAUUUAUCCUUAACCCUAUUGUGCGCGAAACAGAAGGAAAUAAGCACAUGAAAACGAGGCCAUUGGGGAAAAAGUGCAAUAAACAUGCAGUACAGUCUAUUCACAAACUAAUCAUGAUUUUGUAUACGAAUUUUUACAAGGUUCCAACCCAACGGGAGAGUAUUUCAAUCCUGCGUAUGACUGUUCAGAUGCUCUCAACAAAAUCUCUGGGGCAAAGGAUGGGUUUUAUUGGAUCAAAUUAUCUGGAAAUAUUCCAAAAAAGGUACUGCUAUAUAGCAGCCAUGCUUGCUGCAUUUUAUGAUAAUAAUAAAGUUUAUGACUUGGCUCUGCAACACUUUUUGUUUUAGGCAUAUUGUGACAUGAGCACUGACGGAGGAGCCUGGGCGCUAAUUGGUCGUAAAACGGACGCCGUCACGUGGACAGUACCAUCCAAUAACAAGACAGUUGAACCAUUUGGCAAACCUCAUUGGUCCAGCUCACUUGGUGAUGCUCCAAUCGUCGACUUUCGGGUUCAAGUAGCAACAAAAGAAGAUUUCAGUGCAACAAGAGCUCAUUGGUGGGUGCAGUAAUAACGAAACAAACUCAAGUUUGCUCUUUCAAAGGUUGUUUUAAUUUUGUGUUGAGCGGUAUUCUGUUUACACGCAAUAAUCACUGUGUAUAGUGUUACUCACAUGUAUUAAGGCCAAAUUUCUUGUAAAAAUUCAAUUUUGUUACAAAACAUGAAAUAAACAUUAGGGCCCCAAGAGGAUUAACUUUGUUUUAUAGUAAAUUGAUGAUCAUUAUAUGGAUACGUAAUAAACAUAAUCAUUAUAAUGCCUCAUGGUGAUGGUUAUGUCAUGAAUAAUAGUAUGAUUACUGUUAUUAAUAAGUAGUAAAAAUUAUUUUCAUAACCGUAUAGGUCAUUCAGACUAAAAAACAAACGUCCUUUAAAGAAUCUUUUGAUGCUCAAUGAAGGAGGAUGUGGUAGAUUAUGGCCAGGAAUUGGUGAUAUUUCUUAUGUUAAAGAUCUUCAGACUGAAGAAAUUGUCACAACAAAAUUUCGCUGUUCACAAUUCAGCUCUCAUCAUUCCAAGUCAGAUGGUUAUGGUUGGGUAAGUUUUUCAAGAAUCCAAAUAUUUCUAAAUUCGAGAAUUAUACGCUGUCAAAAUCACACAAUUCAUUAUAGGACAUGUUGAACAGUUGUUUGAACCAUCCAUGUUCACCUGGCUUUGCCUUCCACAAAAAGUAUCCAGUUCAAAUGGAUUUUUCAGGUGCUUUUAGGUAAAUAUAAAAAAUAUUAGUAUUGCGGUUUUCAUAGCCUGCGAGCCUGCUCGCAGGCUACGGUUUUCAAGGUAGGCACAUCACGAUUGAAUAUACUAAAAUAAUGAUCUAAUGCUAGACAUUGAAUCAUGUUUUUACAGCUACAGGUGCGUCUGGAAAUACAUCGGGAAUCAUUCAUGAUUCAACCUCAUUUGUUGGCUGUGAAAAUCAUAAAGUAAGUUUCUCUUGGUUUUAUUUUAUAGUAAUAAUCCGUGGCAACCCAAAAGCAAACGUCAUUAAUUAAUGAUUCAUGAGCAGUAAAUGAGAUUUCUUUUCAUUGAGGGAAUGAGAUCUAAUUUCAAACUCAAACUCGGAUUGAAUCAUUCUCGUACCCAGAGCCCUUCUUACGUGCGUUCAACCGAGCGCGACGAGGGGCUCUGGCCAAAUCCAUAUCAAACUGGCAUCUGAUUGGCCAAUUGUUCUAAUACCGGAUAUAUUCUAUUACCAUGUUUUUAUGGUAUCCGGUUAUGGAUUUGGCCAGAGCCCCUCAUCGCGCUCGGUCGAACGCGCGUAAGAAGGGCUCUGGGUACGAGAAUGGGAUUGAAUGGGAUGUUUUCCCAAUUAUAUCCGAUUUGAUUUACAUCACAAAUUGAUAUACACUUUAGUGUUGCGGUUGUUUUGGUCCUGUUGGUGGCAAGAAAAAUUACUGUGGUACUGAAUGCAGAGCCAAAAAUGGUGGGACCAUUGUAAAGAAUCUAUAUACAUGGUUUUGGGUGAGAUCAUCACUACCAAAAAGAGUCUGGAACAAAUGUAUGGAAUAUAAAGUGACUGUUGCUCAAGGGAAAGUGGUUUGGUACAAGUUAUAUCAUGGAAAUACUGUCCCAGUGAUGGUCAGUUUUUAACUUUUUACUUAUUUUCAAUUUCUUUCUUUAAUGAUUACCAUUAACAAUGAUGAAUAUUAGUAAUACCAUUGGAUAUGGGGACUGUUUUCUUUACUGACUUUCGAGAUAAAAGUAGACAAUAAAGAACUGAGCCCACAAGCAUCACUUUCUGUGUCUUUUUAGGGUCGAUGUAUUCAGAAUGACGCUCUUCUGAACGAUGGGGUAAGGCAUUGACGUGUUAAACGUAAAAUUACAUGAUAUGCUAGUUCUGAUAAUUCGGAACCAUCCUCAGAGAUAUGAAAGUCUAGUUUCAUAUAUAUUAUUGUGAAACAGCAGAACACAACGAAAAAUUCGUUGUCGCAAGUGGAAUUCGAACUCGCAACUUCGGAUGUACAAACCAGUUACCAAUCCCCGUUGACUCGAUGGCUCAAUGGGUAGAGCGACGGUCUGGACGCACGGAAAUGUGAGUUCGAAUCCCGCUUCAGACAACGAAGGUUUCGUUGUUCACUGCAGUGUCAGCAUAAUUGCAGUUAGUUCUUUAUCAAAUACUUUUACAGAUUGUUGUUGUCCCAGAUAGCGCCGCUGCCCAGAAAGUACCGCCCGUGCCAGGGUUAUUGGAAUACCGUGAGGACACCAAGAGACUUUAUGUGAGAUCAAAUGGAACAUGGAAUGUGAUUGGUGAACAAAAGAAGGUAACAUUGACCUUGAUGUACCAUCCAUACUUAACAUCCUGGGCACCCAACGUUCUCGUGAUGAAUGAAAAAUGUAACUGUAAAAAAUUAACGAAAUAAAAUCCUCUUCUUGGUUAAUUUAGGUGUUGGGAAAAGCUGUGGAACAGAUCAAACCACGAUUUGAACAACUUGAAAAAAAGGCAAGGAAAAUUAUUCGAACAUUAGAAUGUUUUAUUCUUACAGUCAGCACUUAUUUGAAGUUAUUUCUCCAUAGUAAACCAUUUUUAUUAUAUAAAAACAGUUUUAUUUUUAAUUUCGAAUUCUCGUACAUGUUUCGUUGAUUAUCAUUAAUUCCUUAUUUCAGACAUCAGUAUCUUAUAUGACCUACAUUUAACGAUUUUUUUAGGUGAUCAAUAGAUUAAUUUUUGCAUUGAAAUAAAAAGUUGUAUGCACUGCAAUGUAUACUGAUAUAAAUAUCUUGCACAGGUAACCAAUGAACAUAAAACAGAUUUUGAACAACUCAAGAAAAGUUUGGCUGAACUUAAAUCACAGCUAGGAAGUGUGAACAAGUCUCUCAAUGUCAUGAAGCCGAAAGGUUGGUAAUGCGCUCAUUUUGUUUCAUUCUUUUUUAAUGCAAAUGAUUCUUGCAUUAUCAUAAUAAGCUCUGCUACAUUUAUAAUGUAAAAUUCUUUAGCAUUCAUUCUUCUGAACUACUGUCGUGUUUAUACAAACCAAAACUGAUAAUUGACUUUGAAAGUUAAACUUGCAAUUAGCAGUUAUGGGUCAAAUUAUAGCAUACCAUUAAUCAUGGUUAAAAUAACCCAGAAUUAAAUUAAUGGAUUGUUUAAUCGAUCAGUUGUCUUUGUAUCCUUCGUAUAAGAUUAUAAAGAUAGUCUAUGAAGCAUGACCAAGGUUUAAAGAUCUACAGUUUGGUUGUUCGAUGCAUGCAAGCGGGGAUUUGCUCGUAACAUUUAUCCUGCUUUGUUCCGACAACAAUGGGAGCUACCAGAAAAUUUACAAAACAGUCUAACAAAGAAUUACAAAAACUUCUGCUCUAUAUGUUCUUACUUUUAUAACGUACAGUUUUAGGGGAAAGUUGCGCAACUUUAUACAAAUCUGGAAAGAGAUAUGAUGGCGUUUACACUGUCAAUUACCCUCAUGACCUUGGAUCUUUCCAAGUCAGAUGUGAUAUGCAAACAGAUGGUGGAGGGUGGACAGUGUUCCAAAGGCGACAAGACGCAAGUGUAAAUUUCUAUCGUGGAUGGCAAGAUUACAAAAGUGGUUUUGGUGAUCUUAACGGUAAUUUUUGGCUUGGUUUGGAUGAAAUACAUCGUUUGACAAAAUCAGGACAAAAUGUUCUAAGAGUGGACUUGAUGGAUUGGACUAACGAAACAGCGUACGCAAAGUAUGGAUCAUUUUCUGUGGCGUCUGAGUCUAACGGUUAUAGACUGGACCUGGGUAGUUUUUCAGGUAAAUAUGAUUUGAUAAAUAAUUUUUUCAUAAAAUCCAGUAAAAGUAGUGACGAAGCCAGGGAUGGGACUUCUAUACCUUAAGGUCAUGUUACAGGAGACAACUUUUGCUCCAUCUAGCAACGCAAUUUCGGACACAAAUCCAUGUUAUCUAAAACGUAGUCACGUGAAAAAUAUCGGCAGAGUGAAACGUGCGCCAUAUACUCACAAUUUCUCCGUGACUAUACGACAUGGAGAAAAUGAUAUUGUAAUUAUACGAUAUAGAGAUAAUGAUAUUAUUCAAAUACUGGCUAUGAAAUUAUAAAGGUCGAAUUUGGGAAAACCACGGACACUGACUUAAAACAUUAAAAUAUGUUUAAACUUGUUGAUAUGAUAUAUUAUUAUAGACAUUUUAAACUUUUAGCAGAAGGUGUCACAUACUUUAAAAUCACAAACUUCCAAUUAUUUUAAGGAAGUUUUAUAUCUAAGGUAAUGCUGGUGAUUCGUUGAAAUUGCACAACGGAAUGAAGUUCUCUACCUACAACAGAGAUAACGAUCGACAUGGCGACAGAAACUGCGCUAAGUACUACAAAGCUGCUUGGUGGUACCAUCGAUGUCACUCUUCCAACCUCAGCGGUCGCUACCAAAAGGCAGGGGUGAGAUCUGUGUCAGGAGUAAGAUGGGUAGAUUGGAAAAACGACAACAGAUCUAUGAAGAAAACUGAGAUGAAAAUACGCCCUGCGAGAUUUUAGAAAUCCCAGGAACACGUUUUUUUCUCAAACACACACUGAACAAUUGUGUAGUGACAAAAAAAAACUUAAUUAGUCUUACGAAGGCCAAAAUCCGACAUUUUUGGGGUACUGUCUGCCCCCGUGAAAGAUUCUAGACAAUUCAAACAACGUGAAAAGCAACUUUCAGAAGUUUUAACUGCAAAUUUACCAUCAUACAAACCCUCUGAUACAAACCGCUAUAAAAUUAAAAAGUCGCAUUUCGUGGUGCGGAGACUCCCAACCGUGGGAAAGGCAGUAGCCAAAAAUGGCGGGAAGAUCGGUCGUGAGAAAUGCUAGGUCAUCAUGCACUGAGUGACUAGAUAACGAGAGAUUCUUAAAUUCUUAGAAGCUAUUGCAUUACAUAUAGAUACUCUAAGCAAAGCAUAUAUCGUAUAUAAUAAUUGUAUCUGCUAAAACUAUACCAUAGUUCAAAGAUGAAAAUAACACUACAGUUGUAAGAGUUUGUGGGAUCAUGACUGGAUUUUAUAUGAAUUUGUUUGUUUGAAAACUAAUCCUACAGACAUAAAUUUACACAUUACAUUUUUUAUCCCUGGAAUUUCAACAAUGGCGGUCCCGACAGUAUAGGGGGUUGGUUUCGUACAGACAAAAACCUUUUUUUUGGGGGGGGGAUGCUCCCCGAAAAAUGUUUGAAUCUCGAGUCUAUGAAAGAUACUAUUCGCCAGAAUAGUCUUCAACAGUUUGUUUAUCACGACUACAAACCACGCAGCUUACAAAACAUAUAUAGUCUCUUCCCCGACAGGGGCUAUAGCCUCCUCCCCCCACCAUGUAAGAAGGUAGGGUUGAACUACACAACGUAUAGUUUUAAUAACUGCCCGUUGUAGACUAGUUAUGCAUGUGUUUAUUUGCGCUUUACAGUUGGACAAAUUGGCUAAUGCUAGUAGCCUUCACUUAUUUUGGAAUUAAACGUCCACAAAAGACUGUUAACCAGACUUAUACUUCGAGCAUGAAGUCGUUGGCUGAAUGAAAAUACUGACAGGCAACUUCUUUACACUUUUGUUUACGUAUGCAGGGAUAUUUUGUAUAGCCUAAAUUUCUGUUGACGUCGACCUGUAUAAAUGGCAGAGACAUCGCGGGUCUCCUGGAUACUCAGUUGACAGUUGUAUAGGUACGUCCUGAAUACUAAAACGUGUCGUGAAUACUAAAACCCAGAAACUGGGCACAGAUACUAAAACUUUGCACUUUUGUAUCCCAGUUGGGGGGGGGGGAUUUUCAAGUUUUUUAAAAAAAUAGUUUUUAAAAAUGUUUUAAAAAAGUUCAUAUAUAGAAGAGUUUUAAAAAGCAAUUUAAAAAAGUUUAAAAAGUUAGAUUUUUAAAAACGUUUAAAAAGUUAAAAAAAUUUAAAAAGUUAAAAAAGUUAGGGUUAGGGGUUAAGGUUGGGGUUAGUGUUAUUAUUAUGAUAAAUUCAAAAUGUGCCGCGAAUUUAUCAUAAUGAUAAAUUCGGACGUGGUUAAGAAUUUACUCAUAUAGUAAAUUCAAAGGUGGAGCUCAUGCUGCUUAUUUACGAUCUAAAACUCUUAAAAAAAAUCUGACGUACACUAGCAUUCCAACAAUAUGGCACGGGCCAAUCAUGUGCACUGGCAUGCAAACCAAAACGGCAAAGGCUACGGCUCUUUACAUCAGCUGACAGCAGGAUUCAGAAAAGUUAGUUCUAAUGACGUUUUAAACUGAAAACAAUGAGACUCGUGAUCGGUGUAACCUCACUCGCACAUUAAGAAGAGAGAACAUAUCAUUCAUGGUCGUUAUCUAUCUAGACAUUAUUUCUCCUUUCCUACCAAAAACUAGAAAAUCCUGGAACCUCUUCUAACAUGUCAACAGCGCCACAGACACAGUAAAUUUUCAGUGGUCACACCAACACGACUACCAUCAACUUGAUUUAUGCAUAGAGGCUGCACUAUCCAGUAUCAGAUUUGAGAUCAGUGAUGAAGCCCAAGAUGUAAAAUAAUUAACUGACUGCAUUUCGAUUAAGAUGAUUCGAGGGAAAAGUCCUGUCAAUAACCUUUCCCUGAAACUUUUGCCUUACUAGUUACGUGCAGAGAGCGUGUGCGGUACAUGUGUUUGAGGCCGGAAUUAUUUCUACAAGGCGCUAUAAUUAUAAUUGGAAUUUGAGGCCGGAAUUUUUUCUACAAGGCGCUAUUUGGACAUUUAAAUUUGAACGUUUAUGAUUUUGUUUCUUUUGUCAAUAGUGAUCUCACCCGACCUAGUCAAAACCCAUCUCUAACUCUUAAAGUUCCUUUUUAUAAAACCAGAACAUUCCAAGCGUCCUACUUUAAUCGAAUAGUAAAACUAUGGAACACAACCUGUAAAAUACUUCCCCCUUCUAGUUUGUCGAGUCUUUCAACAUUCAAAUGUUCAAUCAAACUCAUGUAUCAUAAUUUAAAUACUCAAAUUUUUUAUGUUGAUCAACCGUGUACAUGGACCCUCGUGCGUGGUUGCUCCUGCCAUAGGACAUAAACUUACUUUUUUUAGGGGAAGUGCCCCGCAUGGGACUCAGAGUCCCGUUCGCACUUUUCCCAAUUGGGUUCUUUUGUUGUUGUUAUUUUAAAUUAGUGUAUAUUUGCCCAAUUAUUUGUUAGUGUAAUUAUUGUAAUUAAAGUUGUUAAUGGCCCAAUAAAGUUCUUUAAAAAAAAAAUUACUGAAGUAGUAAGCGUGACAUAUUCUAGACAAAACACUCACCAUGAUUAAAAAUUCCGCCAGAUAUUAUUACUAAUAUUACCAAUAUUAGUCAUUUUGUACUGGCCGGUAGCCUGUAGCACAUUGGCAAUAUCAACCAUUGAGUGUUGGUACUUUCAUUACAGUUAUAAUAAUACAAAGAAUAGUUUGGGUAUUGUAAAAAUUGCUGAAUGUUUGUCAUCCGAACUAAUUAUUUAUCGGCGCUUCAGAGCAAAUCUUUUAUCACCAAAGAUAUAUAACCAGAUAAUCUUACCGCACUCACUCCUGGAUGUUGUUUUCAUUGCCAAAUUUAGUCAGGCCACUGCAUCAUCCGGUCUACAUGAGGUUGCAAUACUAGACUCUUGAAUCAACUGUACAUAAUAUUACAGAGCAGAGAGCACAGGGUGGGAACUUUGUAUACAACGGUAAGUCAAUUUAGCUUAAAUGAUACGCUGAUGUCAGAAUUAUAACGUUUCUAGCCUCUCAAAUUUAACAUCUCAAACCUUACCUACAGGCUACACUUUAUCAGUUCACUCGGUUUUCAUAAUACGUCUAUUUAACACUGCAGCUUAAUCUGACUUUGUCCACCUAUUAUAUACCAAGCGUGCAAAUGCGCAUGAUUCUCGAGUUCUGAAGUGUAAAACUCUGAGAGCAAUGCCAAUGUAUUGUAUAAAAAUAGAUACAAAUUUUACUUUGUCAUACACAAGCUUGCCAUUUUGCAAACAUGUCUUCCAGUUGAUUAAAUUUUAAUUAUUUUCUAGGAUAUUCACCAUGUAUAUUUCAGUGUUCGUUACCUUGGUCGUGUGGUCUUCACUCAGCCACCUGUGGUUGAGCGCAUCAGCUGAAUUGGAGGUAAGUUAUUUCACACUCAGUAACUUCCAGACGAAAGGCCUUCGCUCGAAACGUCGAGUCGGCGACGUUUUGCUUCUCAUGAUUUUUAGGUAUUUGAAUCACUCUCAAUCCGUAGUUUUCUCAUGUUAUUCUAUACUGAGUCUUACUGACUUGAGCCCACAUAUUGGUACUCACAGUCACAAAUUAAUUACUCUUUCCAAAGACUUAUGCAUCUUAUAAAGCAUUGGCUAUAUGAUGCUUUAUAUGACUAGCUGAAAUAUCACACGCCGAUUAUGUUGCAGUUAAAUAUAUACGUCAUGUAGUGGAUAUACUUUUCUAGAAAGUCAGUCUUCGCGGUUAUGAUCCUGGAAAAUGUAAUAAAACGAAUCAUGGCAAGUUAAUCAUGGUGAAAAAUCGGGUGGACAAUGACAAACUUUUGGUUUGUGCUGAAGAAAAUAAAGUUUAUGUCUGGAAAGCAACUGAUGGUAAGGUGUCAUAUUGCAUUAAUGUCACUGCAAACUGACACACUUAUCAAUACUGUUUAUUGCAUUUUUUACCAUUAUAGCCUUGUUUCCAUGUUUGCUUGUUUUAGUAUGACAGGCGAACAUGAAGGUUAUAUCCCCAUGUUUCUUCGUGCAUGAAUAUGUUUCUCUUUGAUCUUGAGCCCAAUCAAAAACCUAUCCUUAACCGUAUUAAUUGUGCACGAAACAUGAGAAAAUAGCAACAUGAAAACGAAGCCAUUGGGGCAAGAGUGCAAUAUUAAAAUAGUACACAGUCUAUUCACAAACUAAUCAUGAUUUUGCGUACGAAUUUUACAAGGUUCCAACCCAACGGGAGAGUAUUUCAAUCCUGCAUAUGACUGUUCAGAUGCUCUCAACAAAAUCUCUGGGGCAAUGGCUGGGUUUUAUUGGAUCAAAUUAUCUGGAAAUGUUCCAAAAAAGGUACUGCUAUAUAUUAGCCCUGCUUCCUGCAGUUUAUGAUCAUGAUAAAGUUUACGACUUUGCUCUACAACACUUUUUGUUCUAGGCGUAUUGUGACAUGAGCACUGACGGAGGAGGGUGGGUGUUAAUUGGACGUAAAACAAACGCGGUCACGUGGACAGUACCAUCCAAUAACAAGACAGUUGAACCAUUUGGCAAACCUCAUUGGUCGAGCUCACUUGGUGAUGCUCCAAUCGUCGAUUUUCGAGUUCAAAUGGCAACACAAGAAGAUUUCAGUGCAACAAAAGCUCAUUGGUGGGUGCAUUAAUAACAAGAAAAUUUCAGUCUUAUGUUUGCUGUGCAAAAUGUUGUUUUAUGUUGAGGAGUAUUCUUUUCAGUGUUUACACGCAAUCAUAACCGUUUAGUGAAAAUAAAGAAAACGUUAGAGCCGUAGGGGAAAUAAGUUUUUUUAUAGUAAAAUAUGAUGAUGGUCAUUGUGGAUACGUAAUAAAAAUAAUCAUGAUAAUGCUCAUGGAUUAUGGUAAUAGUGAUAUCAUGAAUAUGUACGAUAUAAAUAUGUAUGAUGAGCGCUUUAAAAUUAUUUUCAUAACUGCAUGUAUAGGUCAUUCAGACUAAAAAACAAACGCGCUUUAAAGAAUCUUUUGAUGCUCAAUAAAGGAGGGUGUGGUAGAUUAUGGCCUGGAAUUGGAGAUAUUUCUUAUGUUAAAGAUCUUCAAACAGAGGAAAUUGUCACAACAAAAUUUCGCUGUUCACAAUUCAGCUCUUAUCAUUCCAAGUCAGAUGGUUAUGGUUGGGUAAGUUUUUUAAGAAUCCAAAUAUUUCUAAAUUCGAGAAUUAAGAAACUUUGAAUUAAAGAUGUCAAAAUUAUAUAUUAUACAUGAUCACAAUUCGUUAUAGGACAUGUUGAACAAUUGUUUGAACAGUCCAUGUUCACCUGGCUUUGCCUUCCACACAAAGUAUCCAGUUCAAAUGGACUUUUCAGGAGCUUUUAGGUAAAUAUAAAAAAAUAAUUAUUAGUGUUGGGGCUUUCAACGUAUAGGCACAUAUCACGGUAAUACAAUGAUCUAAUGCUGGACAUUGAAUCAUGUUUUUACAGCUAUAGUGCGUCUGGAAAUAUCACUUCGGGAAUCACUCAUGAGUCAACCUCAUUUGUUGGCUGUGAAAACCACAAAGUAAGUUUCUUUUCGAGUCUUGGUUAUAUUUGAUUAUAAUCCGAGGUAACCUUAAAAGCAAAACGUCAUUAAUAUUAAAUAAUGAGUAAUUUGGCAAAUGGUAUUACUUAAUUUACUGCUUUAUUUUGCUUGCAUAUGAUACCGGAGAGUUUUUGAAGUAUAUUGAUCCAGCCCAAUAGAGAAUAAUCCAAGCAAUGCAUUUUUUAAAUAAUUAAUUCAGUCCUAGGACUUAGUCAAAAUUAAAUUCGUUGACUCUAAUAAUGAUCUAUAAGAAUGAGAUUUCAUUUCAUUUCAUUUCAAACCCUAAAACCCGGAUCAGUUGAAUGAGAAAUUCUCCCAGAUAGCUGGAACAAAUUAAUCAGACCUGCAAAUUUGACCACAGACACCACUAAAAUUUGAUAUCAGUUUUCUUACCAUUUUAGUGUUGCGGUUGUUUUGGUCCUGUUGGUGGCAAGAAAAAUUACUGUGGUACUGAUUGCAGUGUUAAAAAUGGUGGAACUUUUGUGAAGAAUGUCUAUACAUGGUUUUGGGUGAGAUCAUCACUACCAAAAAGAGUCUGGAACAAAUGUAUGGAGUAUAAAGUGACUGUUUCUCAAGGGAAAGUGGUUUGGUACAAGUUAUAUAAUGGAAAUUCUAUUCCAGUGAUGGUUGGUUCUCACUUUUCGUUCAUUUUUUUUCUAUGAUGAUAACUAUUAACAAUGCUAAAUAAACAUUGGGUUUGUGGAUUGUUUUUGUUAACUUUUGAAAUAGAAGUAGUCAAUAAAGGAUGGAGCCUAAAAAAACAUAAUUUUUUGUGUCUUUUUAGGGUCGAUGUGAUCGGAAUGAAAUUCUUCUGGACGAUGGUGUAAGGCAUUGAUAUGCUAAACACAGUGUAAUGAAUAUAAUUGGAAAACUACCUCCAACUUUGAAGAGAAAUUUGAAGAGAAACUUGAAGGCCCGUUCGAAAUCGCGGUCAAACAUGAAUUAUAUUUUUGAAAAUCGGCUUCAAAUUUACACAAAAUGCUUUUAUAACCAGUUAUUCUUCAUUUUACUGGCUAAACAUAAAACAUAAAUGAAGCGUAAUAUUUUUUCAUAUUAGCACUGGCAGGUCAAUUGAAACCAUUGAUCUCACUCAUUUAUAGAACUGGACAAACUAAAUAUGCCUAGUUCUAUUCCGUAUAUAUGCUUUACAAUCCUUUACAGAUUGUUGUUGUCCCAGAUAGGGCCACUGCCCAGAAAGUGCCGCCCGUGCCAGGAUUACUGGAAUACCGCAAGGACACCCAGAAACUUUAUGUAAGAUCCAAUCAAACAUGGAAUGUGAUUGGUCAAGAAAAUAAGGUAACAUUGACUUUGAUAUACCCUCCAGUUCAUAAUUAAACAUCCUGCAGACCUGCCAAGUUUGGAAGACCUAAAAACGUAAGGUUUAAAUUUUCCCAUGCCAAAAACUGGUUAAAAUUAAACAAAAACCUAAAUCUUAAGACAACAGUUAGACAGUCGGAAGUAGAACGUUUCCCCCCUCUUACAAAUAUUUCAUAAAUUAUCAUAUUCACAUUGACUCGAAGAAUAUUGUAGCAAAAACUCAGUCAAUUUGGGAGUCAGUUACAUAUCCAAAACUUUAUUUCAGAAUACACAAGAAAACCAGUCCUGGAGAUCCAACAAUGAGAUUUUAUGGGCAAACUCCCGCAAAUUUCCAGCCUCUCCGGUAUUUGAUACUUCUGAAUCUAUUGAAUCGAGCGAGAAGUUAAAAAAAUCUUGAUAUUCAAAUUGAACAUUUUUCGCAAUUGCUAAGCCGUUGGGUCUAUGGAAUAUGAAUGUGGAACGAUACUUAGUUGAGAGAACUUAAGUUUAGGGAACUGAAAAUCGUGCGAAUAAGUGCCGCCUUACAGAAUACUUUGGUAAUGGUAAUGGUAAUUUAUAUCAAUAUAAGGCUAGACUUUUAAAAGGGGCAACGGGGAAUUGGAGAAUGGAAGAAUGGGGAAUAUCGGGGAAUGAGGGAAUGUCUCGGGGAAUAUCUCUUUAUAAAGGGGUAAUAUGAUACUCCCCGAUAUAUUCCCCCAUUCCUCGAAUCUUCGUUCCUCCGUUCCCCGUUCCCCCUUUAAAGAUAGCCUAAAUAUAAUACCAUAUGAUGUCUUUGAGAAAUGAAAUUUUGAAAAUAUCGGAGCUUCUUCUAGAUUCAACAGAAUGACUAGCCUCGUUUUGGUGCUUUUUGCACAUUUCAAAGGCUAUGAUUUCGCUUGCAUGAAUUGUUUUCAAUCGUUAGCAGUCUUUGCCAACUAUCGGUAUAUUAUGAACUAAAAAUAUAAACUAAGAUGAAUCUAGAUGAGGCCUGCCCUGCAGCGGGAACUCGCCCUAAAUCGCCUUAAACCGCCUAAACUCGCGUUAAAUUGCGGCUUACAAUUGAGCGAGUUCUCUUAAAUUGCUUAAAAUCGCUUAAUGAAGUUUAAAUUUAGGAGAACAAUGCGGAAAUGAUGAAACCAAGGUUGGAACAGGUUGAAAAAAAGGAAAGUAAAAUUAUUUUAAGAUUUCAGUUGUACUUAGGACAGCUAGUGAGAAAGCAGAAUGAGGCAUUACAACGACACUAAUAUCUUGAUAUUUUCUACCAUUUAGCUUAAUAUAGAAUUUGCGAAACUCGAGAAAAAUCUGGCUGAACUCAAAACACAGUUGGGAAGGGUAAACAAGACUGUCAACGCCGAUCAUAUCAAGGACAAAGGUGGGUAAUACGCUUAUUUUAUAUCGUCAUUUAGUCCCUUAAAUUCAAAUUAUAAUAAAAAUUCAACAUUUAUACAAUGUUAUUUGACUUCGAUAACUUAUAGUAUGAAGUAUGAACAUAAAGUAUGAACAUGUGGUAUAGUUAUACUAAGAUUAAAAGAUCUAAUUUGGUUGUUUGAUGUGAGGAUUUCAUGGUAAACAUUUAUCUAUAGGCUUCAGAUGCAGUUGCUCCCUGCAAACCUAAGCCGGACAGUAUAAUCACGGGGGGGGGCAAUUUUGUUAGGACCAAUCAGUUUUGUAAUUCUUUCAAAACGGAGUCGUACGUGUAACUUCUUAAUUUAUUCUAUGACAUAAUAUUUCAAAUCUGUAGCUUUCAGACUUUCAUAAAACGUGUCUAAAAUUCAUUAAAUAGCGUCUACUGCUUUGAAAAAUGUUUAUCCUAGGUAUUUUGCUCUGAACAGUUUUUGCAAUUUACAUCUUGACAACACAUUCUUAUUCCAUUAGUUCAACCCACCUCAGGCAAACCUAUCUCGACAACAGCGACUCCCGCGACAAUUUGUUCAAGUUUGUACAAAUCCGGUCGAAGAAGAGAUGGUGUUUACACUAUCAACCCUGAUGGCCUUGGAUCUUUCCAAGUCAGAUGUGAUAUGCAAACAGAUGGUGGAGGGUGGACAGUGUUCCAAAGAAGACAAGACGCA